Molecule: messenger RNA, 1629 nt
Organism: Polyodon spathula (Mississippi paddlefish)
Lineage: Eukaryota; Metazoa; Chordata; Actinopteri; Acipenseriformes; Polyodontidae
Product: myosin-2-like
Exons: 13
Biological process (GO): vesicle transport along actin filament; actin filament organization
Cellular component (GO): myosin complex; vesicle; actin cytoskeleton
Molecular function (GO): microfilament motor activity; actin filament binding; ATP binding
Source: RefSeq, a predicted model, not a curated record
GCUUUCUGCAUCACUUGUUCCAGCUGCAGUAACCUGCCAUCAUGAGUACGGACGCAGAGAUGGCGAUAUAUGGGGCGGCGGCCAUAUACCUCCGGAAGCCUGAGAAGGAAAGAAUUGAGUCGCAAAGCAGACCUUUCGACGCUAAAACCGCCUGUUACGUACCCCACGCCACGGAGCUCUACGUCAAAGGCGUGAUCCAGAGCAAAGAAGGGGGCAAAGCCACCGUCAAAACUGAAGCUGGGGAAACCGUCACUGUUAAAGAGGACGAUAUCUUGCCCAUGAACCCCCCCAAGUACGAUAAGAUUGAGGACAUGGCCAUGAUGACCCACCUCAAUGAAGCCACUGUGCUGUAUAACCUCAAAGAGCGUUUUGCAGCAUGGAUGAUCUACACUUACUCCGGGCUGUUUUGCGCUACUGUGAAUCCAUACAAGUGGCUUCCAGUGUACGACCAGUCUUGUGUUGAUGCAUACAGAGGCAAGAAGCGUAUGGAGGCUCCCCCACACAUCUUCUCUGUCUCUGACAAUGCCUUUCAGUUCAUGCUUACUGAUCGUGAAAACCAGUCAGUCCUGAUCACUGGAGAAUCUGGUGCAGGAAAGACUGUGAACACCAAACGUGUCAUCCAGUACUUUGCGACAAUCGCAGUGGCUGGUGACAAGAAGAAAGAGCCGGCUCCUGGAAAAAUCCAGGGAACCCUGGAGGAUCAGAUCAUUUCAGCUAACCCUCUGCUGGAGGCUUUUGGUAACGCCAAAACUGUGAGAAAUGACAACUCGUCUCGCUUUGGUAAAUUUAUCAGAAUUCAUUUCGGAGCCACAGGAAAACUGGCCUCCGCUGACAUUGAGACCUACUUGCUGGAAAAAUCCAGGGUCACAUUUCAGUUGAAAGAAGAAAGGAGCUACCAUAUCUUCUAUCAGAUCAUGACCAACCACAAACCAGAACUUAUUGACAUGCUUCUCAUUACCACCAACCCCUAUGAUUUCCCUAUGAUCAGUCAAGGGCAGAUCACCGUCGCCAGCAUUGACGACAAAGAGGAGUUGAUGGCCACAGACUCUGCCAUUGACAUUCUUGGGUUCACCAAUGAAGAGAAAAUGGGAAUCUACAAAAUCACUGGUGCGGUGAUGCACUACGGUAACAUGAAGUUCAAGCAGAAGCAACGUGAGGAGCAGGCUGAGCCAGACGGCACUGAAGUGGCUGAUAAAGUCAGUUAUCUUUUGGGACUGAACUCCGCUGACUUGCUGAAAGCCUUGUGCUACCCAAGAGUGAAAGUGGGGAAUGAGUAUGUGACCAAGGGGCAGACUGUCCCCCAGGUCAAUAACGCUGUUGGCGCUCUGUCCAAAUCUGUCUAUGAGAAACUGUUCUUGUGGAUGGUUAUCCGUAUCAAUGAGAUGCUGGCUACAAAGCAGGCAAGGCAAUUCUACAUUGGAGUCCUGGAUAUUGCAGGAUUUGAGAUCUUUGAUUUCAACAGCUUGGAGCAGCUGUGCAUCAACUUCACCAAUGAAAAACUGCAACAGUUCUUCAAUCACACUAUGUUUGUACUGGAACAAGAAGAGUACAAGAAGGAAGGAAUCGUUUGGGAGUUCAUUGACUUCGGCAUGGACUUGGCUGCUUGCAUUGAGCUUAUUGAAAAGGUAC